AUGUCAGACAUAGAAGCAAGGGAUAAUGAUUCAAAUCACGAAGAAAAUGAAGUUGAUGACUUGUUCGGUGAAGAUGAAGAAGAACAACAAACUCAGACGCAAAUAGAAAACGACGAAGAUAACGAAGACGAAGAUGAUGCAGAUAGAGACGAAGAGGACGAAGAAGAGGAACAAGAGUUGAAAACACUUGAUAUAUCCUUGCCCCGUCACGCUGUUGCGCAUAAGCCAGAAGAAGACACAUAUAUGUUGAAAAUGCCAGUAUUUUUGAAUGUAGAAGCACAUCCUUUUGACCCUACUGAAUUCAAAGAGAAGGUUGGUCAAAAUGCAAUUGAAAGAAACAAUAGUUCUAUGAAUGCAAAGCAAGUUCAGAACGAUCUAAAUGCUGAGAAAUUAUUAAAUGAAAACACCAUAAGAUGGAGAUACACAAACAGUGGUAAUGAUGAAAUUAUCAAACAAUCAAAUGCCCAUUUCAUACAAUGGAACGACGGAUCGAUCUCAUUGAAAAUAGGAAGUGAAAUGUUUGAUUAUAAAGAAUUGCCAGUUUAUGAUAAUUUCUUAGUUAAGACUCAUGAUGAUUACGAAAUUUUGCAAAAUGAUUCGAUUAUAAAUAAACUGGUAAAUUUAUUACCAUCUUCAACUUUCACAUCCACUCAUAAAAAAUUGACCGAAGCGGUUAAGAAUAUUCAAAAGAAAGAUAAGAUUUUGAAUACGAUUACUGAUAACGACCCGUUAUUGAAGCAAAGAAUGGCUGACGAAAAUGAGAAGAAGUCGCUUAAGAUGAAGAGACAGAUGGAAAUUAAGAGAAGAUUACAGGAAGAAAGAUUGGAAAGAACAAACAGUCCAGUUCCCGGCAUGAGAAACUCUUACGAGCCAGCUUACGAAAGAUUUGAAAGAACAUAUGGUGAUGAAGAAUACGACGAAGAGGAUGAUUUCAUUGCUAAUGACGAAGAGGAAGAAGAAGAAGGCUUUGAUGAAGAGGAAGAAGAAGAAGAAUUCGAAAAGGGAUCCGAAAGAUUGAGAAAAUUGAAGGCUGAAGGUGCCUCCAAAUAUAAUAACCGGGACGAAGCAGAAGAAGAGCCGGGACAAUCUACUCACCAAAAAGAAGAAGAAAAAGAUGAUGAAGAAGAAAACAAGCAAGCAAGAAAGAAGCGUAGAAUUAUUGAUUCUGACGACGAAGAAUAG
Messenger RNA from Debaryomyces fabryi, 1182 nucleotides. RefSeq lists its product as uncharacterized. The coding region runs from base 1 to 1182 and encodes 393 amino acids. The record is from RefSeq and is a predicted model, not a curated record. Gene Ontology annotation, biological process: transcription elongation by RNA polymerase II; positive regulation of transcription elongation by RNA polymerase II. NCBI's taxonomy places the organism in Eukaryota, Fungi, Ascomycota, Pichiomycetes, Serinales, Debaryomycetaceae. The transcript has a single exon. Gene Ontology annotation, molecular function: RNA polymerase II C-terminal domain phosphoserine binding. Gene Ontology annotation, cellular component: nucleus; Cdc73/Paf1 complex.